Molecule: messenger RNA, 1943 nt
Organism: Ricinus communis (castor bean)
Lineage: Eukaryota; Viridiplantae; Streptophyta; Magnoliopsida; Malpighiales; Euphorbiaceae
Product: protein EMSY-LIKE 3
Exons: 10
Coding region: 250-1542 (430 amino acids)
Biological process (GO): defense response to fungus
Cellular component (GO): nucleus
Source: RefSeq, a predicted model, not a curated record
GCAAAUAUAGAGAUACAUAUUUCUGGCUUUGUUGUUAUGUUUCAUUUUUUGGAAUAUACAGAAACUUUCUUACCAAUUUCCCUAGGAGCUGAGGACAAAACGACGUAGUUCUCUGAGCUGAUUAUUUGGAUUUGUAAAAUUAAAAAAAAAUUCCACUCUUUUGAACAAUAGUUGGGUUAGAGAUUAAAAAUUAGGGUUUGCUGUUUGAGCUGUAGGAGUAUCUUAUCUUAUUGAGUAUUAAAGCUGGCUAUGGAUUACGAGCCCUACGAUAGCAGCGGAACUGAUGAUGAUCUGCCCCCAUCACAUCAAAGCAGAAUUCCUAGAGGGGGGCGUGUGGCUGGGAACGGACGGCCAGUUGCAGCUUCUAUGCCAUACCCUAGAAUGUAUGGUGAAACUGACAUGGAGACCCAGAUUCACCAACUUGAGCAAGAAGCAUACAGUUCAGUUCUAAGAGCCUUUAAAGCUCAAGCUGAUGCCAUUACUUGGGAGAAAGAAAGUCUGAUAACAGAACUUAGAAAGGAAUUGAGAUUAUCUAAUGAGGAGCAUAGGGAGCUUCUUGGCCGGGUUAAUGCUGAUGAUGUCAUCCGAAGGAUAAGGGAAUGGCGACAGACAGGUGGACUUCAAUCUGGCAUGCUUGGUACAGGUCAAGCUGUUCAUGACCCAAUACCCAGCCCCACUGUCUCUGCAUCUCGCAAGAAACAGAAGAUUACCCCUUCAGUACCUUCUCAAUCUUUCGGUGGGCCAUCUCCAUCAUUUCAUCCACAAGCUGUUUCUGCUUCACAUCAACCAUCUUCCUCUGCUAAACGUGGACCUGUCAGUGGAUCAAAGAGCAAGAAGCAAAAACCUGCUUUACCAGGUGCAUCGUCAAUGAAGUCCAUUCCAUACCCAUCCUCAGGUCCAUCUGGAAGGGGUCAAGUAGCUAAUAGAAUUUCUUCUGGUGCUGCUCCUGAAGGAGCUAUACCAGAAUCAUUAGUUGGGAAGAAAGUCAAGACUAGGUGGCCUGAUGACAAUAACUUUUAUGAAGCUGUUAUAACUCAAUAUAACCCUGUUGAGGGACGACAUGCUUUGGUAUAUGAUAUGGGAUCAGCGAAUGAGACAUGGGAGUGGGUUAAUCUUUCUGAGAUCUCUCCUGAGGAUAUACAAUGGCAAGUCGAGGACCCUGAAGUAUCUCAUCGAGGGGGUUAUGGUCAAUCAGGCUAUGGAAUUAACAGAUCUGCAGGACGUGAUAAUGUUCCAGGCAUAGGAAGAGGCAGAGGUGUCCCAAAGGGUCAAUCCAGAAAAGAAUUGUUGCCUUCACAGAAUGGAGUUGGAAAGAAGAUGCCAGAUGAUAUACAAAUUCUUCACACUGAUACUCUAAUCAAGGAAGUGGAGAGAGUCUUUGGUACAAAUCAUCCUGAUCCUCUUGAGAUUGAGAAAGCGAAGAAAGUGUUGAAGGACCAUGAACAAGCACUUAUUGAUGCAAUUUCAAGGAUUGCAGAUAUUUCUGAUGGGGAGAGCGAUGAGGGAGGCCACCACUACGGGCAGGCCAUGGAGAGGGAAUGAUCAAAACAGUUAUUGUUCUAAUGGAUGCAGCAUUAUUUAUACUACUGGCGAUAAAGAAAAAAACUGGCUGGACAAAGGGAGGAUUCUUUGUUAUGACAAAAGAUGGGCUAGACGAGACUCCUCAGAUUUUAGAGACACAAAUGACUGUAAGAUCAUUUUCUUGUAUAAUAUUUUCCAUAAUUAUAUAUAUUUCUGGGUUCGGUCCAUUAGGAUAGGUUUUGUUGUAGGUGAUAAAAUUGUUGUAGCCAGUUGAUAAUAUUUUUUCUUUUAAAUUUUUUAAGUUAGCAGUAAAAUCUUCAGUUUGGGAAUAUGUAACAUCAUUUGGUUAGUGAUUAGUGCUACGGUCAUGAUGUAAAAAUUUUGUUUUAUUGCUACAUCAUAAUGUUGCUUGUUGCAAUUAA